Molecule: messenger RNA, 333 nt
Organism: Haemonchus placei
Lineage: Eukaryota; Metazoa; Nematoda; Chromadorea; Rhabditida; Trichostrongylidae
Source: the annotation of a GenBank genome assembly
CUAAGCCCACACCUUACAUCGAGCAUCAGGGGAAGGGAACAUUUUUUCUCCCGCUUGACACCCGAAAUCCGCCGCAAAUUCAGGAAUAUCCUGCACCACUUGGUUAGUUCGACACGCAGCGGGAGCGUGUUGAUUUGCGAUCAGCUGAAAAUUGGAAGUUUCCCAGGUGACGUCAUUUCUGAAUACGUCGUGAACCUGGAACAAUCGUGCAAUAUUUCCUUCAUUUGAACACCACGUAUUUGCGUAGGACAUCCAGAACAGUUGCUUGGGAGUAUAUUGUUCCAAGCCGGGCAGUCUUUUUUCUGUUUCAUUCCGAUCCUGCAUGUAUUUUAG